UCUCUCCUCUUUCUCAGCACCAGCACAGCUCUCCUCCGCUAUCUCCAUCUCCACCCAUCACCAUCCAGUGGGGGCCAGCUGGUGGGGGGCACAGUGGCUGAGCCGUGGCUAGUGCUAUGGCAGUGCAUCUUGCACGUGCUCUAAACUAGGGCUCAACCCUACCCACUUACCCGGCCCCAAAAGCAGUCACACGCAGCCCUCCUCCCAGACGCUCGCCUGCACGCUCGCCUGCACGCUCGCUCUGCGUUCACGCCUGCUCAGCUCGCUCAGCUAUCAUCUCCAACUCUCUCGAGCAACACCCUAAACACUCACCCAAACAACCCCAACUAUCAUCAUAAUGGCUGACGCUGCUCCCAGAGGAGGAUUCGGACGUGGACGAGGUGGCGACAGAGGCCGCGGCCGUGGCCGUGGUCGCCGUGGUGCCCGCGGUGCCAAAGAGGAGGAGGCCUGGAAGCCCGUCACCAAGCUCGGCCGUCUCGUUCGCGCCGGCAAGAUCAAGAGCAUGGAGGAGAUCUACCUGCACUCGCUCCCCAUCAAGGAGUACCAGAUCGUUGACGAGUUCUUGCCCAAGCUCAAGGACGAGGUCAUGAAGAUCAAGCCCGUCCAGAAGCAGACCCGUGCCGGUCAGCGCACCCGAUUCAAGGCCAUCGUCGUCAUCGGUGACUGGGACGGCCACGUCGGUCUCGGAAUCAAGACCGCGAAGGAAGUCGCUACCGCCAUCCGCGCCGCCAUCAUCAUCGCCAAGCUCUCCGUCAUCCCCGUCCGUCGUGGAUACUGGGGUGCUGCUCUCGGACAGCCCCACUCCCUUGCCAACAAGACCACCGGCAAGUGUGGUUCUGUCUCUGUCAGACUCAUCCCCGCCCCCCGUGGUACCUCCAUCGUCGCCUCGCCUGCCGUCAAGAGACUUUUGCAGCUCGCUGGUAUCGAGGAUGCCUACACCUCGUCCUCGGGCUCGACCAGAACACUCGAGAACACCCUCAAGGCCACCUUCGUCGCCAUCGGCAACACCUACGGUUUCCUUACCCCCAACCUCUGGAAGGAGACUGCUCUCGAGCAGUCCCCGCUCGACGUCUACAGCGACCUACUGGCGUCGGAGAAGCGGUCCUACUAGAUACAUUAAUGUUGGUUUUCUCGUUUAGUUUUCAUUUUUUAUUUUUGCCUCGUUUGGGUCUUGUAUAAUUUCAAAGUUUAGUGUCUAAAAUUGGGGUAUGACGGCGACCAAAAGAACUUAGCUGUGUGUAUAAAGUUAUAUUGAAUAGCUACCUUUUUCAUUAUAAGAGCUAUCAUCUAG
Myxozyma melibiosi is the source of this 1291-nucleotide messenger RNA. RefSeq names its product 40S ribosomal protein S2. The coding region runs from base 338 to 1111 and encodes 257 amino acids. Lineage: Eukaryota; Fungi; Ascomycota; Lipomycetes; Lipomycetales; Lipomycetaceae. Gene Ontology annotation, biological process: translation. The transcript is spliced from 2 exons. The record is from RefSeq and is a predicted model, not a curated record. Gene Ontology annotation, cellular component: cytosolic small ribosomal subunit; ribosome. Gene Ontology annotation, molecular function: RNA binding; structural constituent of ribosome.